UUAGUUUUUGUUCUGGGCUCCAUUUUCAGACACCGCAGGAAAAAACACAAGAGAAGAUGCAACAAUAACGGAGUGAACAUUUGCAGUAUCUGAGUUGAGAACUACGAAGGAUAGCGGUGAAUCUGCCCCUCUUCUUCCUCCUCCGUCGGCGUGUUGGUCAACAAAUCAGCAGAAGGACAAAGGAAUCACAGCAACUGCAGUAGUCAAACUCUUCUGUGGUUCCAACAAGAAAUGAAGACUAACAUGAAAAAGAAGUAUCAAAUCCUGUGUGAAGGAAAUAGACCGCAUGUAAACCAAACUCUAUUAAAGGACAUCUACACAGAGCUCUACAUCACGAAGGAUGAAAGUAAAGGAGUUCAUGAAGAACAUGAGGUCAGACAGAUCGAGAAUACGUCCAAGAGACAAACAAGACCAGAGACACCAAUCACUUGCAAUGACAUCUUCAAGCCAAUAAAACAACAUCAGAAGCAUAAUGGGAGCCCGGCUCUGUUGAUCAGAAAACCAACAUCUACAUCAUUGAACCAUGAAGACAUGUUCCCAGAAAGGACUAGCUCAUCACAAGAGUAUGAGUCAGAAUCACCUCUGGUAGAUUUACAUGGUCACAACAAACAUUUGAAAAGGAAAGGUUUGAGAAACUUGACUAAAGGAAUAGCUGGGAUCGGAAAAACAGUCUGUGUGCAGAAGGUCAUCCUUGACUGGGCAGAGGGAAAAGUGAAUCAGGACAUUCAUUUUAUAUUUCCUCUUCCGUUUCGUGAUUUAAACAUGAAAAAGGACCAAUGUAGUCUAAUGCAACUUCUUACCCACUACUUCCCAGAGCUAAAAGAGAUUGAUAGUAUUGAAGAUGGUUUAACCAAAACCAUUUUUAUUUUUGAUGGUCUGGAUGAGUGUCGACUUCCUCUAGACUUUAAAAACAAUAAGAAGUGCUGUGAUGUCACAGAACCAACCUCAGUGGACGUGUUGCUGACAAACCUUAUCGAGGGGAAUCUGCUUCCCUCUGCUCUCCUCUGGAUAACCACACGACCUGCAGCAGCCAAUCGGAUCCCUCCUGAAUGUGUUGACCAAGUAACAGAGAUACGAGGGUUCAAUGAGCCACAGAAAGAGGAGUACUUCAGGAAGAAAAUCACAGACCAGAAUCUGGCCAAUGAAAUCAUCAAGCACAUAAAAACAUCCAGAAGCCUCCACAUCAUGUGUCACAUACCAGUCUUCUGUUGGAUAUCAGCCACUGUCCUUGAGUCGAUGCUGAAAGAAGCAAAGAAAGAAGAAAUCCCCAAAACUCUGACUCAGAUGUACGAACGCUUCCUGCUCAUCCAAACCAGUAUGAAAAACAAAAAGUACAACAAAUCCACAGAAAUAAAUCCAAAGGAACUGUCUCCGUCCAACAAAGACAUGAUCCUGAAGUUGUCAAAGCUGGCUUUCCAACAGCUUCAGAAGGGCAACCUGAUCUUCUAUGAGGAGGACCUGAGAGAGUGUGGCAUUGAUGUCUCAGAGGCAUCAGAGUACUCAGCACUGUGUACAGAGAUCUUUAAAGAAGAAUCUGGGCUUUACCAAGAGAAGGUCUUUAGCUUUGUUUAUCUGAGCAUUCAGGAGUUCCUAGCAGCAGUACAUGUUCUAGAAUCUUGUCUUAGCAAGGAGGAACAUGUCUUUCCCCCCACUCAGAACCCAGAUUGGUAUUAUAAGCACAUGUUGAGAGCAGGCUGGUUAUCUGUCUUACACUGGAGAGCAGACAGGUUAUAUGACUUACACAGGAGGGCAGUAGACCAAGUCUUGAAGAGUAAGAAUGGACACCUGGACCUGUUCCUCCGCUUCCUUCUGGGUCUCUCACUGAAGUCCAGUCAGAAUCUGUUACAAGGGAUUCUGACACAGACAGGAAGUACAACACUGAGUAAUGAGGAAACAGUUAAGGGAACCGUUAUGUACCUUUCAGAUAUAAUCAAGAAAGAAUCCUCACCAGAAAGGAUCAUCAACUUGUUUCACUGUCUGAAUGAACUUGGUGACAACUCUCUAGUUGAAGACAUUCAGACCUCCCUACGAUCAGGGACUCUUUCAGAAACAGAACUACAACCUCACCAAUGUUCAGCUCUGGCCUACCUGUUACUGAUGUCAGAGGAGGUACUGGAGGAGUUCGACAUGAAGGCAUACAAGACAUCAAAGGAAGGUUAUCGGAGGUUGCUGCCGGUAGUGAAAACCUGUAAGAGAGCAAUGUAAGUUCUGGUAAUGUUUUGAUGUAUACAGUAUUAUUAUGCU
This is a messenger RNA of Esox lucius (northern pike), 2244 nucleotides long. Its product is annotated as NLR family CARD domain-containing protein 3-like. Bases 232 to 2205 code for a protein of 657 amino acids. The record is from RefSeq and is a predicted model, not a curated record. NCBI's taxonomy places the organism in Eukaryota, Metazoa, Chordata, Actinopteri, Esociformes, Esocidae. The transcript is spliced from 3 exons.